This is a messenger RNA of Megalops cyprinoides (Indo-Pacific tarpon), 1872 nucleotides long. Its product is annotated as RUN domain-containing protein 1-like. NCBI's taxonomy places the organism in Eukaryota, Metazoa, Chordata, Actinopteri, Elopiformes, Megalopidae. Bases 127 to 1836 code for a protein of 569 amino acids. The transcript has 6 exons. The record is from RefSeq and is a predicted model, not a curated record.
AGAUGGCGGUACACCUGUGUCGGUGUUAGGAACUGAGUACAGAAUAAUAAUAACGCUAGGCAUAUUACUACGCAAUACUUUUUAGACGUUAAGAGAGGUAACAUCGUCUCCUGAGUUUUCCUGAGUAUGUCGACAGAAGAACUGUCUGCCUCAGACAGUGAAGGUGCCUUCGCUGGUGGGGAGCGUUGGGCCCCCGUAGGAGCUGUUGCCAGCCCCGAAGAUGAGGAGUCAGGAGACGGUAAGGGGGAAGAACUGGAGCCAAGGCGCAAGGGCUCUGCAUCCGCUGGCGCCACGGAGAUGGCGUUGAAGCUCCAGAAGCUGGAGGAAGAACAGGAGCUUCUGAACUCCUCGCUGCUUGCCCUUACCUCGCAUUUUGCACAGGUGCAGUUCCGUCUGAAACAGAUCGUUCACGCGCAAAGCGACGAAAGGGAGAAGAUGCUGCUGGAGCUGGAGGACUUCGCCUUCAAAGGCUGUCCACACGUCCUUGGCUGCAGGGCGCAAGAUGCGCUUCAAUUAGAGAACUCGGAGGAACUGAGCGAGAGGGAGAAGCGGGAGCGCCUGGAGGCCCAGAGGGAGAAGCAGAAGGAGCUCAUCAUCCAACUGAAGACCCAACUCGAUGACUUGGAGAGGUUUGCCUACCAGGAGGGCAGCUACGACUCCUUACCUCAGUCCAUGGUUAUGGAGAGGCAGAGGGUCAUAAUUGAUGAGCUGAUCAAGAAGCUGGAUGUGAACCUGAACGAGGACAUUGGGAAACUGUCCCCCGAAGAGCUGCGCCAGAGGGUAGAUGCAGCCAUUGCCCAGAUUGUCAACCCAGCCCGCGUCAAGGAGCAGCUGGUGGAGCAGCUCAAGACCCAGAUCAGAGACUUGGAAAUGUUCAUUAACUUCAUACAAGAUGAAGUGGGGAACCCUCUUCUGCCUGAUGCUGAGCCUUCCCAGCGAGAGGCGACAGCUGGUCCUAGAGUGAGAGGCCCAGGAGGAAAGAGGAAAGUGGACGCGGAGCAAGCCCAGAAGGUGCGUGAGACAGGCCUGCAGCUGAUACAGCGGGCGCUGGCGGUGCUGCAGAUCUUUGCCGUCAGCCAGUUUGGCUGCGCGGCGGGGCAUGUCCCGGGUGGGGUGUGGUCCCAGAGCGGGGCUGCCCGGGACUACAGCCCUCUUCUGCAGAGGCUGGAGGGGGCAGUGGACCGCGUACGACGGGAGGCCGUCCGUCGGCAGCCCCCGGAGCAGUGUGCGGGGUCACCGUGGGCUGGCCGCGACGAGCUGACGGCCGCAGUGCGUAAGGAGCUUGCCAUGGCCCUGCGUGACCUCCUGGCCCACGGUCUCUACUCGCCCUCCCAGGGCAUGAGCCUGGUGCUGGCGCCCAUCGCCUGCCUGUUGCCCUUCAGCCCUGCCCCACAGACCAUGCACCCCUGGGAGCUCUUUGUCAAGUACUACCGCUCCAAGAACGGCCAGGCCUUCGCCGAGGCGCCAGCGCGCAAGCUCUCGCAGUCCUUCAGCCUGCCGCUAGCGGGUGUGCCGGUGACCGUCACGCCCAAGCAAUCGCUGCUGUGGGCCGUGCACACGGUGCUGCGCGAGCACGACCCUUUCAAGCGGGGCGCCGACUCCGAGUUCAAGGCGCUCGUGUGCAUGGCACUCAACGAGCAGCGCCUGGUGUCCUGGCUCAACCUGCUGUGCAAGUCGGGUGCCCUGGUGCACUCACACUACCAGCCCUGGAGCUACAUGGCCCAGACGGGUUUUGAGAGCGCCCUGCACAUCCUCAGCCAACUCAGCCGCCUCAGGUUCAACUUGCCCGUUGACCUGGCUGUUCGGCAGCUCAAGAACAUCAAGGAUGCCUUCUAAUUUCUUAGGGAGAGCAGGGGCUCUGACCCGUUCUGA